AUGUAUCUGAUAAAUGACAGCAGUGUCAUGUCCGGUGUGAGGCGGAAGUUCCGACAUCAGCGGACCUCGUGCGCGAGGCACGCGGCAGGUCGUCACCAAUUAGCGAGUAUACAAUGGAAUUCUACCAGGAGGUGUAGUGUGUUAAGAGUAGUUCCACAACAGAUCGGUGUGAGUGAUGAAGGUCGUAUCGUCCCCCCUCACCCCUCGCCCCGUGGUUCGUAUUAUUCUAUCAAGUGCUGCACAUCCACUGUAGCCCCACCACCGGACCGUUCCACUAAACACUAA
Molecule: messenger RNA, 285 nt
Organism: Danaus chrysippus (African queen)
Lineage: Eukaryota; Metazoa; Arthropoda; Insecta; Lepidoptera; Nymphalidae
Source: the annotation of a GenBank genome assembly